AUGUAUCGCAGGAGUUACUCGAGCCGCCGGCGUCGGAGCUCCCACAGUCGCGCUCAUCGCGGCCGUCGCCGUCACCGCAGCAGCUCGAGGGGAGACCGCGGGAGCCGCCGUCGUCAUGGCAGCUAUGGCAGUCGCAGCAGCUCUAGUUCUUACCGCCGCUCGACUUCCCGUUUGCGACGCGUCGAUUCCGGCCACCGCCGCCAUUCACGGCGUGAUGCGCUGCGUGAUUCCAGGCGGUGCUACGACGACCGCCGGGACAGCCACAAGAUCUCCGACAGCCGUUACGAGCGGCGCGAUGUGAGCGAUCACGAUUCGAGGCGUCGGCGCUAUGAUCGGCGGACCCGGGAUCGGUCUGUUUCCGUGAGCCGGAGGCGCCGGUCGCACCACAAGGACCAGUGGCACCGCCGCCACCGCUCUCCCACACGCAGCCCCUCGGAUCACAAGCGGUACCGCGAAUCGAAUGACCGCAUCGUGCAUUUCAAGUGGGAGCCCGGUAUGAUGCUGGACGACUACAGGGUGGUGCAGAAGAUCGGCGACGGCACCUUCGGCCGCGUGCUCCACUGUGAAAAGAACGGGGAGCAUUUCGCGGUGAAGGUGGUGCGCGACGUGGAGAAGUACGUGAGCUCCGCGAAGAUUGAGGUUGACAUUCUGAUGGACAUCCGCAAGGUGGACGUGGCCGGCGAGAGCCAUUGCGUGGUGUUGCAUGACCAUUUUAUGUUUAAGAGACGCAUAAUGUGUUUGGUGUUUGAGCAGCUGGGCGACUCGCUCUAUGAUUUUUUGAAACGUAACGACUAUAAGGGCUUUUUCAUGGCCGACAUUCAGAAAAUCGCCUACCAGCUCCUGAAGGGGCUCGCGUUCCUGAAAAAGAACAGGCUGAUCCACACCGAUUUGAAGCCCGAGAACAUCCUCCUCACAUGCGGACGCGAGGAGUUCAUCGAGGUGCCCUUCCCACGGUCGAUGACCGGCAUGAUGACCAGGCGUCCCGCGACUGCGGACAUCAAGAUAAUUGACUUCGGCAGCACGAUCUACGAGGACGACUACCACAGCACAAUCAUCAACACUCGCCAAUACCGCUCGCCGGAGGUGAUUCUGGACAUUGGGUGGUCUUACGCGAGCGACAUGUGGUCUCUGGGCUGCAUUCUAAUUGAAAUUUACACGGGUGAUUUGUUGUUUAACACCCACAGCCAUCUGGAGCAUCUGGCCAUGAUGGAGCAGACGGUCGGCCGCCUGCCGGCUAGCAUGUUGGAGAAGGCGCGGACGACCGACGGCCGCCGCUAUCUGCACCCUGACAAGCUCUCCCUAAACUGGCCCGACGGCGCGCGUUCGCGUUCUUCGGUGGAGCGAGUCAAGUAUUGCUCGGGCAUCAUGGAGCUGGUGAAACCCGAACACCGUCCAUUCGCGGAGUUCAUCAAAUACAUUCUGAAUCCGGACCCGGAGAAGCGCCCCACGCCAGAGGAUGCGAUGGAGCACGAGUUCUUGGUGCUGACGCUGCCGGAGAACUAG
This is a messenger RNA of Babesia bigemina, 1503 nucleotides long. RefSeq names its product protein serine/threonine kinase 1, putative. Gene Ontology annotation, molecular function: ATP binding; protein kinase activity. Bases 1 to 1503 code for a protein of 500 amino acids. Lineage: Eukaryota; Apicomplexa; Aconoidasida; Piroplasmida; Babesiidae. Gene Ontology annotation, biological process: protein phosphorylation. The transcript has 5 exons. Gene Ontology annotation, cellular component: nucleus. The record is from RefSeq and is a predicted model, not a curated record.